This is a messenger RNA of Tripterygium wilfordii, 1235 nucleotides long. Its product is annotated as protein TIFY 8. NCBI's taxonomy places the organism in Eukaryota, Viridiplantae, Streptophyta, Magnoliopsida, Celastrales, Celastraceae. The record is from RefSeq and is a predicted model, not a curated record. The transcript is spliced from 5 exons. Gene Ontology annotation, biological process: regulation of defense response; response to wounding; regulation of jasmonic acid mediated signaling pathway. Gene Ontology annotation, cellular component: nucleus. The coding region runs from base 22 to 1089 and encodes 355 amino acids.
ACUUUGUCCAACAGAAAGCCAAUGUUCCAAGAUUUUUUGGGGAUGAAAGUCGGUAUUGAUUCGUCUGUUGUAUUGGCUCCAAAGACUGGUGAGGCAAGACUUGCAGAGGCGUCCCCAUCGGCUUCUGCCUCUCUGGGGACGUCUUCCGGGGGCGCCCGUGGACCCAUAUCCACCACCUCUGAUCUGGGUUCAGUAGAAAGACAGGUUGGAGAUCAUCUUGAGGGAGUUCCAUUUUAUGGUCCUAGGAGUGAUGUUUCUGGACAUGAUAUAAACAACAGAUUAGCCGGUAAUAAGCGAAGCAAUUCGGAUUCUAUAUUUAUGGGAUCAUCCAGAGAGAGGAUUCCUCAGAUGGGUCAUGACUCCCUUGAGAGCUUGCGCUUGAUGAAGAUGCUUCGGAAUGGGUCUGGGGGAGAGCAUCCUAGAAGGUUCAGCAACGAUGAAGUGUUAUAUGGCAUGCGGUCCCUGAGGCCAACUUCUGCUUCUCUCAUACUGCAGCCUCCUUCUGGGAAUAGAUUUGAUGCGAAUACUUCCAAGUGGGAGCGAUCCAUUCCCAUGGGUCCAUUGGUGCGAUAUCCAUCUCGCGGGGCCCAAUUUGUGCCUUUUAUGCAGCAAGUACCUUCAAAUAGGUUCAAAGAUGCCCACAUUGGUUCUACAAAUAUAUCUCAAUCCGCUGCUGACGAAGGAUCUAGAACUGGAAUCAAGGGCCCUGGGAUUUUCAGUUCCCUUAAGACCGGUGGUGGUGUCUCUGACAACAACUCAACUGGCACGCUGCUCAGUGGUAGCAGAGCAAAGUCUGGGAUUCAUGUUUCAGAACUGGAAUCACAUACGCUGAAUCGACAGGGAUUAAGGUCCGCCAGUCGGCAGAUGACUAUAUUUUAUGGUGGUCAAGCUCAUGUUUUCGAUGAUGUUCAUCCAAACAAGGCAGAUGUCAUAAUGGCUUUAUCUGGAUCAAAUGGAGGAUCAUGGUCAACAACCUACUCUCCAAAAUCCACUGCAAGGCCAGCAAGUGAUGAUGGCAUGUCCCGUGGAGAGUAUGAAACAGGCGUAGCAGAUGAUGCUGCAUUCCCUCGUGGGAGGCGUAGCAGAUGAUGUCCUCGAGUGCAAAAUCCAUUGUUUUUGUAAUUCCAUUGUUUUAAAAAACAAUAGAAUUAAGAACGAUCGGAUAGAAACUAUCAUCGAUGGUGGAUCUUGUUGGAAAGAGUUUUAUGCGUUGAUUUUGAAUAUGUAAUUUUUUU